This is a messenger RNA of Rotaria sp. Silwood1, 1059 nucleotides long. NCBI's taxonomy places the organism in Eukaryota, Metazoa, Rotifera, Eurotatoria, Philodinida, Philodinidae. The record is from the annotation of a GenBank genome assembly.
AUGUUCUUGUGUCUAGCGACAACAUGUGGUUUUACGCUUGCACCAAUGAUGUUAUAUUCAACUGGCUCUUAUCCGUACUCGGUCGCUGUUGGUGACUUAAAUAACGAUAAUCAAUUAGAUAUUGUUGUUGCCAAUUAUAACAGUCAUACUGUAAGUGUUUUUCUUGGACAUGGCACUGGGACUUUUGCAACUCAAAUAAUGUUUUCCACUGACUAUUAUCCGUAUUGGGUCGCCGUCGGUGACUUUAACAACGAUAACCAACUGGACAUUGUUACUGCCAAUGUUAACAGUCAUACUGUGAGUGUUCUUCUGGGACAUGGUAAUGGAACGUUCGCAACUCAUAAGACAUUUUCAACUGAUUAUUAUCCACAUUCGGUUGCCGUUGGUAAGUUUAACAACGAUAAUGAAUUGGAUAUUGUUACUGCUAAUUAUGGCAGCAACACUGUGAGUGUCCUUCUUGGACAUGGCAACGGAACUUUUGCAACACAAAGGGCGUUUGCAACUGGAAGUUCUCCAUACUCAGUCGCUGUUGGUGACUUUAAUAACGAUAAUCAAUUGGACAUAGUUACUGCGAACUUUGGCAGUAGCACUGUGAGUGUCCUUCUUGGACAUGGCAACGGAACUUUUGCAACUCAAGAAACGUUUUCAAGUGGUUCUCUUCCUUACUCGGUCGCCGUUGGUGACUUUAGCAAUGAUAAUCGACUGGAUAUUCUUACUGCCAAUUAUGGCAGUCACACUGUGAGUGUUCUUCUUGGACAUGGCAACGGAACUUUUGCAACUCAAGAGAUGUUUUCAACUGACUUAUAUCCACUUUUCGCUGCGAUUGGUGACUUGAAUAACGAUAAUCAACUGGACAUAGUUGCUGUCAAUUCUGGUAGUUCCACUCUGAGUGUUCUUCUUGGUUAUGGUAACGGGAGUUUUGCAACGAAAAUGACGUUUUCAACUGGCUAUUAUGAAUCUUCGGUUGCUAUGGGUGAUUUUAACAACGAUAGUCGACUGGAUAUGGUAGUUGGUAAUGUUUUUAGUGCGACUGCUGGUGUCUUUUUAAAGAUGUGCUAG